This is a messenger RNA of Aaosphaeria arxii CBS 175.79, 1780 nucleotides long. Its product is annotated as glycosyltransferase family 31 protein. Bases 17 to 1351 code for a protein of 444 amino acids. Gene Ontology annotation, cellular component: membrane. The transcript has a single exon. NCBI's taxonomy places the organism in Eukaryota, Fungi, Ascomycota, Dothideomycetes, Pleosporales. The record is from RefSeq and is a predicted model, not a curated record. Gene Ontology annotation, molecular function: glycosyltransferase activity.
UUGGACGUCAAGCAUCAUGGUGCGCCUUACGCCUACGCGCCUGCUGUGCGCGGUGGUAUUCUUAUGUACAUUUAUAGCCUUCUUCUCCAGCUCUUCCUUAUUCUUUGGAAGACGAGGUUUCGAUAUAAUGCUCGAACGGCCACCUCCGUCCCGCUCCCGCCCCUCCGCUCCUAAUGUUCCCUUCGGCGACGAAUGCGCUCCUUUCCUGAGUGGUGCCAUGGACGACGUCACAGUGGUUGUGAAAAUGACUUCCUCCGAUGUUAAGCCACAAUUAAGGAGCUUCCUGGGUCGAUUUGGCCGUUGCAGGGUGGACAUUCUCCUAUUCUCCGACCGCGAGCAGGAGUUCGGCGGCUGGAAGGUCAUUGAUGCCUUGGCCAAUUUGAAACCCGAAUACAGAUACAACAACCCCGAUUUCGAGGUCUAUGAUGAGAUCCAACGGUCGAAUGGGACAUCGGAAAAGGUGAACGAGGGUUGGAGGCUGGACCGUUACAAAUUCCUCCCCAUGAUGGAGCUGACAGCACACAUGCGACCAGAAACCAAUUGGUUCAUUUUCGUAGAGAUGAACUCGUACGUCAAUUGGGAUAACAUGUACCGGUUCCUGGCCAAGUUCAAUCCCGAGACGCCGCAUUAUUUCGGAUCCCCUGUUUGGCCUAAGAAGAGGCCUACCUUCGCACAUGGAGGCAGUGGAUUCGUUGUCUCUCGGGGCACCAUGAAUCGAGUUGUUGCCAGGGGGAGAAUGUUUGCAGAGAACCAUAGAUUCCCGGGGACACAUUUUUUCGGCAAGAACGUCAGGAACGAAUGCUGCGGAGAUGAGGUCCUCGCACACGUGUUGAAGGACUGUGGUGUGAAGGUUCGUGGUUACUGGCCCAUGUUCAACGGUGAAAAGCCAACUACAGUCAAAUUUGGGCCAGAGCAUUGGUGCGAAGCCGUGCUUACCCUCCACAAUAUGGGCGACGGCGACUUCGACGACUUGUGGCGAUGGGAAACGAACCGACAACAGCCUUCCAAGCCCCUCACAUUCGAAGAUCUCUACACCUAUGUUGAGUCAGCGAUAGUAGAUGAAAAGGACGAUUGGAGUAAUAUGUCGGAAGACGUUAUACUGAAAGGAUCGAAGGGCGCCGGAAAAUCCGUGGACGCCUGUAAAGCCGCCUGCGGCAAAGACAAACGGUGCUUCCAGUACGAACACUUUGGCGACACCUGCCGUCUAGCGCACGUCAUCCGCCUAGGACAUGGACAGGCCCCCGAGGGCAAUGCAAAAUGGACUUCGGGUUGGAUGAGAGGCAGGAUUGGCGAAUUCCGAAAGGCAAACUCCCCAUGCUCCGGCGCACACUUCGUCCAUCCUAAUCCAUGAACGCCAUCCUGGUCCCGAUUCGAACGUACGAAAAAGGAGACACUCGUAAAGUAGAAAAGGAGGUUGUUUGCAACAUAUUCUCGCAUGUCACGGCGUUCUAUACCCGACGUUAUCAUGGUUCACGAAUCGUAUGAUACCCCGUAGGAUCUGGGUUGUACAGUAUUGUUUGGGUGUAAUUAAUGGCGUUCAAAGGAGGUGCUAGAGUGGAUGUAAUGUAGAUGGAAUUUUGAAGGACUAAUCACUGAUUGUUAGUUGUGAGCAGUAACGACUGUCAUCGUAAUUGUUGGAUUCUUUUGCGCCAGUGCGAAUUUGAUACAAGAUUUGAACAUCUCUAGCAUUAAUCUUUACAAGCCUCCCAAGAGCUGGUAGGCUAUAUGUAUAGCAUCGAAUAUAUCUGCCAUGUAAUUCCAUCAGGAUGCAUAGUUUUAG